AUGUCCGAUGCGUCCAUCCAAACCCUGAUCCGUGCCGACGCGGCGCAGGUCCUGCACACCGUCGUCGAGGAACUGCCCGACGCGCGCGAGCGCCUGCAGUACGUGCGCAGCAUGACCGAGCAGGCCGCCACCAAGGUGCUGAACCUGGUGGAAGCCGCGCAGGAGGACGCCGAGGCCGUGCGCAAGAAGGGCCGCGAACUGUCCGACGCGCUGAACCGCCUGGCGCUGUCCAGCAACAUCAGCCAGGACCGUGCCCGCGCGCUGAUGAAGCUGUGCGCCGCCUACGCGUCCGACGCCGCGAGCUUCGCCGCCCGCGAGAAGUCGCUGCACACCGAGAUCAUGAUGUCGCAGGACUUCCAGGAUCUCUCCGGCCAGGUCAUCAACAAGGUCAGCAAGAUGCUGGAGCGCGCCGAGCCGCCGCUCAAGGAUCUGGUGGCGUCGCUGCCCGCGCCCGCCGCGGCUGCGGCCUCCGAGGAACUCGGCGGCGUGCAGACGCCCGACAAGGCCCUCAAGCAGGACGACGUGGACGACCUGCUCGCCAGCCUCGGCUUCUGA
Molecule: messenger RNA, 555 nt
Organism: Ostertagia ostertagi
Lineage: Eukaryota; Metazoa; Nematoda; Chromadorea; Rhabditida; Trichostrongylidae
Source: the annotation of a GenBank genome assembly